Molecule: messenger RNA, 1389 nt
Organism: Paraphaeosphaeria sporulosa
Lineage: Eukaryota; Fungi; Ascomycota; Dothideomycetes; Pleosporales; Didymosphaeriaceae
Exons: 1
Biological process (GO): signal transduction involved in filamentous growth; fungal-type cell wall organization; establishment of cell polarity
Cellular component (GO): plasma membrane; cell surface; site of polarized growth
Molecular function (GO): osmosensor activity
Source: RefSeq, a predicted model, not a curated record
ACGUCUUUGCCCACUGCGUCGACAGACACCAUUAUCUCCAUUCCCACUUCCGAGGUUUCUCCCACCAUCUCUACGGCAGUACCAACGUCUAUCCCGACGACUGCUGGUAUCACUGGACCUGGCACCGGCGUCGAGUCUUCCACCUCAGCACCUACCGCUACUGAUGCGACCACGUCUUCAGUACCUAUUCCGACAGGUGUCACCACCUCGUCCGUAGGAACUGGCGCCACUGGUGCAACGAGCAGCCCGUCGCCAACGAGCGAACCCUCGAUCCCCACGUCGGAGGCACCGACCACGAGCGUUACGGAAUCAUCUAUCCCGUCUACCUCCCAGACGCCGGAGACCACACCAUUCACCAGUUCCGCCACAGAGACUAGCGCCCCAGCUAUUACCCAGCCUCCCACGAAGACGACGCAACCUCCCCAAUCUCUGGUGCCAAUCACCAGCGACAGUGCUACAACUCUGGUAGUACCGUCCAGCAUCGUCUUUGCGCCCUCCACGUUCAGCACUGCGUCACAAAGCGCGAUGCCGAGCGGCGUCGCUCCUUGGAUUCAGCCUCCUCAAGGCAUGCCUUCCGAGGUACCUCAGAACAUGUUUAUGGGCCAGAUCGCUUUCGACUAUGGUCUAAACUACGACUUUGUGGCAUCAAGCGGCAGCAGCAACCAAAUCUUCACGUACUUGAGGCCUGCUAUCGCUCAAGCCAUUGGUGUUAAGGAGGAUGAUGUUAUCAACUACGGUCUCAGAGCCGCCGACACCACCCAAUAUAAGGGCUGGGUCACGACUCUUGCUGUCUUUAUGAUUCCCAAGGACAAGAACACCACUUUGGAGGUGCAGCUCGGACAGCCUGCAUCCCUCUUUUACCACAAUGUUGAUGAGAACGGUCAGCCUCGCGCCACCGUUAACGAAUUGACGUCUCUCGUGGAUCCCACCUGGCCUUUGGUGUAUGGCAGCUUCCCCGCUGGCACGAGCAACCCUCUCACCAAUCAGAAUAAUGCAUCCCCAGGUGCUACUGACGACAGUGGCCACGGUGGUGCGCUUCCAGGUGACACUACCGGCAGCCGCAAGAUCAACCCCACGAGCGCUGGGAUUGCCACUGGUGCUGUGCUCGCUGCUGUUGCCUAUGGUGCUGCCAUGUUUUUCGUUGCACGCCGAUACAGGAACAAGAAGGCAGCUCAUCGUCGAUCCAGUUCUGUCCCAAGCACAAGCCGCUAUACUUACGGCUCCGUGGGCGGCGGGAACUGGAUGUCAGGCGCUCGCAACGGAAGAUUGACUCCCACCGUUCCCGGAAGUCGAGGCAGCCGAGGCAGCGACAGCAGCAACGGUCGCAGCGUACGGACACAGCAGAUCUCAGCACCCGUCAUGGCAGAGAACUCGCUUGGCUGGAACUGA